This is a messenger RNA of Pichia membranifaciens NRRL Y-2026, 673 nucleotides long. RefSeq lists its product as hypothetical. The transcript has a single exon. The record is from RefSeq and is a predicted model, not a curated record. Lineage: Eukaryota; Fungi; Ascomycota; Pichiomycetes; Pichiales; Pichiaceae. The coding region runs from base 95 to 511 and encodes 138 amino acids.
AGUUCUUGUAAACCGGAAGAAGUGAGAAACAGUGAGGUGAUUUAAACACCUGCAAGUCCGUCAUUUCUCUGAUUGUGUAAAGGAAAGACUGAAUAUGACUUCUGAAAGGCAAAGCACAUCGGCCACUGCAGACCCUGCCGCUGGAGUGGCCCCAUCAAUAUCCAAGGAAGAUAUGGAGUACUUAAAUAACAAAACAUUAAGGAGCCUGGAAUCGAAAACACCGGAAGAAACUAAAGAGUUUAUUAAAAAGAAAGAAGGAGCAGUAUCAGAAGUGAGGUUUUAUCCGGAUAGACCAACACAGCGCCUCCAUAAAGACAGAUUUAUAAUCAAAGAGCCAUCAAGAUAUUACGACCCAUGUGCUGAAUCUUCAAAGAUGGCUGUUAGGUGCAUGGAGAAUCACGACGAGGACUACAAGGAGGUCUGUGCCGAAUAUUUCCGUGCUUACCGUGAAUGCAAAAAGGAAUGGAUGGAACAGAGGAAAAGAGACAACAGAAAUGGGGGUAUAUGGUGAAGUUUUGUGACUCUCCUAUGUUGGUUGUAAAAAAUGCGUGCACUUCAUUCAUUCGCCACAAAUAUUUAUAUAUAGCCUGUUUAUAACUUUCUUAACCAAUUACGUCAAAAUAAUGAAUCUAUAAAAACACAAUUUUGUUUAUGCAUACUCAAAAGAGAAUAG